Nematolebias whitei (Rio pearlfish) is the source of this 2155-nucleotide messenger RNA. It is a transcript of the gene robo3, whose product is annotated as roundabout, axon guidance receptor, homolog 3 (Drosophila). Gene Ontology annotation, molecular function: protein binding. Gene Ontology annotation, cellular component: neuron projection. The record is from RefSeq and is a predicted model, not a curated record. Lineage: Eukaryota; Metazoa; Chordata; Actinopteri; Cyprinodontiformes; Rivulidae.
UGGACGUGAAGUUCUGCUUCGGUCGUCCAGCAGCUCACAUGUUGCUCCGGGUCUUUCAUGCUGGAGUCCCAGCUCAGUAAAGUGGAACCACCUCCUGGUUCUGGAUCUUCUGUGGUGCUGCUGGACAGCUCUGAGGCUGCUCUUCAGAACUUUUCCUGAUGAUGGGCACAGGUCUGACCCUGGCUCCUCUCCUGGUUUUCUUUGCUCUCGGACCUGUGGUGCAGGGAUCUCGACCGAGGUUAGAGGAUGCUGCUCCUCGGAUCAUUGAACAUCCGUCUGAUUUGAUCGUUUCCAAGGGAGAGCCAGCCACCCUCAACUGUAAGGCCGAGGGACGGCCCACACCAAUGGUGGAGUGGUACAAAGAUGGUGAGCGAGUCGAGACAGAUCGAGAGGACCCCCGAUCCCACCGGAUGCUACUGCCCAGUGGCUCUCUCUUUUUCCUGCGAAUUGUUCAUGGAAGAAGAAGCAAACCUGAUGAGGGCAUCUAUGUAUGUGUGGCGCGCAACUAUCUGGGCGAGGCGGUCAGUCGUAAUGCUUCGCUGGAAGUAGCAAUUCUGAGGGAUGACUUCCGUCAGACACCCAGCGAUGUGGUGGUAGCAGCAGGUGAACCUGCUGUCAUGGAGUGUAUUCCUCCAAGAGGCCAUCCUGAGCCCACCAUCUCAUGGAAGAGAAACAACAUCCGGGUCAAUGAUCGAGAUGAAAGGAUUACUUGCCUCCUCAGAUUGUGGUGCGACCACGAGACCAGAUUACAGCUCCGGGUCGCACCGUAACCUUCCUCUGUAGUACCAAGGGAAAUCCUCCACCUGCCGUGUUCUGGCAAAAGGAAGGAAGCCAGAUCUUGUUGUUCCCCAUCCAAGAGUCUUCCCAUUCCGGUCGUUUCUCCGUGUCACUGAGUGGUGAACUCACCAUCACUGAUGUGCAGGUGGAAGACUCUGGUUACUACAUCUGCCAGGCCAUCAGUGUGGCUGGCAGUAUCCUGACUAAAGCCAUGCUGGAAGUGGAGAGCUCCCCUUCAGACAGAGUCCCUCCCAUCAUCCGCCAGGGACCAGCAAAUCACACGCUCGCUCCUGGUUCCACUGCUCAGUUCCACUGCCACAUCAUGGGCAACCCAUUUCCCAGCAUUCAGUGGGAGAAGGAUGGCCAGAGGAUCCUAGAAAAUGAUGGUCGAAUCAGCUUGAUGGACAAUGGCACCUUUCAGAUCACCAGCCUACAGGAAACAGAUUCUGGAGUCUACACCUGCCUGGCUUCCAGCUCCAGUGGAGAGACGAGUUGGAGUGGAGUGCUUAUCAUCAAAGAGAGCACUGACCCGUUUGUUGCUCAGGCCACAGAACCCUUUCAGCUGCCAGGUCCACCACACAAACCUAUUGUCACAGAUGUCUCGAAGAACAGCGUCUCUCUGACCUGGCAACCCAACGCUCAUGAAGGUGGAGCAGCUGUCACCUCCUACAUCAUCGAGGCUUUCAGCCAGUCAGCAGGCAGCACGUGGCAGACUGUAGCUGACAUGGUCAAGAUGGAGACACACACAGUCAGUGAGCUUCUUCCCAACACUGUGUAUUUGUUCAUCGUUCGAGCUGUGAACGCCUACGGUCUGAGUGACCCGAGCCCCAUUUCUGAGCCUGUCAGAACACAAGAUGUGAGUCCUACAGGUCAGGGUGUGGACCACAGGCAGGUGCAGAGGGAGCUGGGAGAAGUCAUGGUUCAGCUUCAAGAUCCUGUCAUGCUAAAAGCACCAAACAUCCGAGUGUCCUGGACGGUGAGAGGCUAGGAUCUUUCUUGUUGAAGCCAAAAGGGUCAUUAUGUGUUUGCUCUGGUCUCUAUCAGUCUCCAUGUGUGAGUCAAAUAUUUUGUACUCUCAGAAAGUAAUAAUUGUAGUGUCUUCAUCUACAACUGAUUAACAUUUGGAGUCAACUCAAUUCAAGAUGGCCACAACAGCUAAGCAAAUGUAGCAAUUACAAAAUUGGCUAUAAUUCAACAAAUUGUAUGGAUAUUGAGAUAUUUUGAGUAAUUAGAAUGAUUCUCAUAUUAUACUAUGAGCAUAAACUGAUCACACCACAAGUAUGUAUUUGUAUUUAUAGCUUUGCUAAUAACUAUAGAAAUCUAAAAAUAGUUCAAUCUGGUGAACAUUAAAAAAAAAUUAAAAAAAAAAAGCAAAAAA